Messenger RNA from Trypanosoma conorhini, 1587 nucleotides. RefSeq lists its product as uncharacterized. The transcript has a single exon. Bases 1 to 1587 code for a protein of 528 amino acids. The record is from RefSeq and is a predicted model, not a curated record. NCBI's taxonomy places the organism in Eukaryota, Euglenozoa, Kinetoplastea, Trypanosomatida, Trypanosomatidae.
AUGGACCCGUUUGCGCGCAGUGGCAUCCCCGCCGGGCACACCGGCGCGGCCCAGGAGGUCAGCGACGCUGGAGGCAGGGGGUACGGAGCAGGAAGAGCGCCUGCGGCGCACAGCGUCGACCACGUGGGCACGCUGUGCAAGGUUCGCUUCAUCCAGGACGACUUCUUCUGCCCAAUGUACAAAGUGGCGGGGUCGUCGGCGGUGUACGUCCUUCUGAAUGAGGGGCCGUUCAGCAUUCGCCUUGACAGCGAGGUUUUUUUGCCGACCGUGGCUAAGCUUGAGGUGAACGGGAAGCUGUUCAAAAGUGAGUACCGCAUCAUGGCGAAUGGGAGUCGGACGGUGAAGGAGGUUCAUGAACCCGGCAUUGCCACGACGAGGGCCUUUGUGUAUCACCCGCUCGUCGUCUUUGACAACGUCCUGCAGCGUGAGGUGAGCCCGGAUGAGAUGGAGUUGCGAACGAUAGAGGAGGCCGAUGAGUUUACGUCGCUGUUCCGCGUCCUCUUUCUUCCCGUGAAGGGCGGCACCGCGGCAACGCGGGAGGGCUCGUGGAAGGUCAAUUACAAGAAGGAACCCGUGGCGGUGGAAAUGGUUCGCAUAGGGCACAGAGACAUGCUGGCGAAAUUGUUUGGCGUCCCACUUGCGGGGCUGGUGAAGUGCUUGCGGCAAGCAUCACUGCGUAAACCCUCCCCUCUGAGCCGCUCCCUGUCGCUGGCGCCGCCGCCUCUGCACGCAACCUCGCUGACUGCGCGCAGGCGAAGUGACGCGGAUAGUUUUCUGCCCAUUCGUAGCUCCAGCAGCGCCAGCUUCAGCCGGUGGGCAUCGCGCUCCACCAGUAUAGAGAGGGCAAGUAGGCCCCGUGCCUCCUCGCUCGCAUGCUUUCUGCGAUCCUCAACAGGUGCUCUGCAGGCCUGUGGGUCGCAGGCGCAGCGGUCGCCGUCCGGCGAGAGGCGUCCCGCAGCGCGCCCCCCAUCGCGACCUCGCUCCCGCCCCACCGCGUCGCGCUCGCCGAAGGCAAGGAAUAAAACCGCCUCAGCCGCCUCACACGACCAAACGCCCUCUCCUCUGGUGCUGCGUGUGCGGCCAACGCCGCGAGACACCUCUCCAACGCUGCUGUCCCUGCAUGCACGGGAGAACGGCCGUCUCGUCAGCACCGCCGCGGCGGGAAGGGAGAGCUCCCCCUUUGCUCCUAAGGACAACAAUUUACUCGAUGGCGAGAAUGCUUUGGCAAAGGAAGAUCGCAAAAAUAACUUGCACCAUAUUUGCGUGGGCUGCAACGCCGUGUUUGAGCGGGAGCGUGUCCUGUUCUAUGAAAUCGUUGCCCGCCUCAAGGAGAAGGUCUUUGCUCUUGAGCAGGAAAAUGCGGAGCUCAGAGAGCGCUGCGAGGGAGAUACAUCUCUCCCUCUGAAUUGCACAGGCGCGGGCGAGCCGCCACCGGCAACGUUGCCUGUAGAUGAUUUAAAUACAACGCUUCCGCCCUCCUCCGGCUUGCAGCAAGACGAGGGCGAUGAGCUGGACUUGACCCCAGUAUUAACGCCAGAUUUAUCCUACGAGAAGAUUCCUAGCAGCGAAGGUGCACUGGGAAACUAA